Aureococcus anophagefferens is the source of this 669-nucleotide messenger RNA. RefSeq lists its product as hypothetical. Gene Ontology annotation, cellular component: Rab-protein geranylgeranyltransferase complex; cytoplasm. The record is from RefSeq and is a predicted model, not a curated record. The annotation marks the transcript as partial. NCBI's taxonomy places the organism in Eukaryota, Pelagophyceae, Pelagomonadales, Pelagomonadaceae. The transcript has a single exon. Gene Ontology annotation, biological process: protein geranylgeranylation. Gene Ontology annotation, molecular function: Rab geranylgeranyltransferase activity.
AAAAAGGCGGCGAACUACCGCAAGCUCAGCGCCAUCGCGCUGGCGGCCAAGGCGGCCAAAAAGCACGACGACGCGACGUUCGCCGUCGUCGAGAAGCUCUUGACGGUCAAUCCCGACGUGCACACGCUGUGGAACUUCCGGAAGGAGAUGCUCCUCGCGCGCGCGGGCGACGGCGGCGCCGUCGCGGUCGGCCCGGAGCUCGCGCUGACGGCGGCGUGCCUGAAGAAGCAGCCGAAAUCCUACGGCAGCUGGUACCACCGUCUGUGGGCGGUCCGCCGCGAGCCCGCGCGCGCGCCGGCCGAGCUCGAGCUCUGCGCGGAAUUUUUGAAGCUCGACGAGCGCAACUUCCACUGCUGGAACUACCGCCGCGACGUGUCCCGACUGGCCGGCGAGUCGCCGGCGGACGUGCUGGCGUACGCGCGGGGCCGCCUCGACGCGAACUUCUCCAACUACAGCGCCUUCCACGAGCUCGCGGCGCACCUCCCGCGGACGCUCGACCGCGAGACCGCGCGCCGCGAACUCGACGUCGCGAGGCAGGCCCUCUUCUGCGAGCCCGACGACCAGUCGGCGUGGUGGUACCACGCGGACGUGCUCCGCCGCUGCGAGGCCGAGGCGGACCUCGUCGACGCGGAGAUCGCGACGCUCCGCGAGCUCCGGGACCUCGAGCCG